Molecule: messenger RNA, 7023 nt
Organism: Glossina fuscipes
Lineage: Eukaryota; Metazoa; Arthropoda; Insecta; Diptera; Glossinidae
Exons: 11
Coding region: 604-2856 (750 amino acids)
Molecular function (GO): carbohydrate binding
Source: RefSeq, a predicted model, not a curated record
UAGAAUGUGAAAGAAAUACCGAAAUUUGAAUAAAAAAUGUGGGCGAAAAAACAAAAAAUAAAUAAACGUUUGCUUACCUGCCCAUAGUUCAUAUGUGUAACUGUAUAUGUGUGCAUGUAGCUGCCUACAAAUGUAAAAUGUAAACGAAUACAUUUAGCCUCCAAGUGAUGCUUACUUUGAGCAAACAAGGCAUGUUUGCAUAUACGUAUACUGGUAUGUGUGCGCCCUCGAAAAGAAUCCUUUAUAACGAAUAUUGCUGCUGACGCUCAUAUAAUGCAAACAAGUCAAAUCCUACCUGCCAUCGCAUUAAUAAUUUGCCUGUGCAAAAGUAUGAAAAAUCUAAAUAUGUAGACAAAAACUGAAGAAAUCAAAAAUUGAUUAAAAAAUUUUUUGUUCCUUUGGAUGCUAAUCAUUUAUUCGUUAUUAAAACAAAACCACCAAAACCGUUACUGCCUGUCCCCAUCUUUUUGCCGGCAGUAUCAACAAUAUCGAUAUUAUCAUCGUUGAGAUCCAUCAGAGUAAUUCAAAUUCCAUCAAGCAUAUCAUAACGAAUGCAAACGCGCAGCUGACAGCAUAGGAAGCAGAAACACGACCGCAAGGAUAAUGGAAAUUUUACAAGCGAGAACUUUACUCUCGUUAACGCUGCUCUUCAUCUUUAAUAUAGUGAUCGGUGAAAUUAUUUUGCGCAUAGAUCCUUUGGCACUUUUAUCAGCUACAUUGCGUACAUAUCAGAAGGCUGCAUGUGACACGGAUCAGGUUGUAAUUGCAUGUCCUCGUGGGACCAGCAUAUCCAUCGAAUUUGCACAGUACAACAAAUUCAUAGCCAAAGAUGGCAUAAGUAUUGACGAAUUAUGCCCUACGAACGGUGAUAGCAAUCAGGACAGAGCUAAAACGAAACAUCUAUUGCGAGGUUCCACAUUCGGUUCGCAUACUCAAAAAGUGCCAGCGAACCGAUAUGCAAACUCCGGUCAUUUACCCGAAGCAUCAACCAGUUUAAGUGCGACAUCAAAUGCAUCCGAUUUAUCGACUAUAAGCAGCAGUGACAGUGAAGACAAUGCGCCAGAGAAUUGCAUGUGGCCAAAUGCUUUGCAGUACUCCUUGCUUCAGACUGUUGUUGAAGCCUGUCAGAAAAAGAAACACUGCAAAUUUGAUGGACGACCUCAAUUUUAUGGCUUGGGAGCAAGUGGAGUGGGCGAUACCAGUGGGACGAGCAGUUAUCAUAGCAGCACAACCAGCAGCAAUAGCAUCAAUGCCGAUCCAUGCCCCAAAAAGAGAAAAAUUGUUGAAGUUGCAUACAAGUGCCGUCCAUACGAGUUUCGUAGCAAGGUGGCUUGCCACAAUGAUGUGGCACAAUUGGAGUGUAAUCCCUAUUCCCGUAUAGCUGUAUACAGUGCAAGUUUUGGCCGCACGGAAUAUGAAAGCAUACAGUGCCCACAGCCUCAGGGAGUACGUGAGGAAACUUGCCUGGCUUCGUACGCGACGGAGACGGUUAUGCAAAUAUGUCACGGACGACGCCGUUGCAAUCUUGCAGCAGAUGCCAAUACAUUUGGUUCGCCUUGCCAUCCAAAUUCGCGGAUGUAUCUGAAAGUAGUUUAUACUUGUGUACCCAAACAAGUACUAAUGGAUCGAUAUGAGUCCGGAACAGAGGCAGACGAGCUUGAAGACUUCGAAGGCGACAUUAAUGAACUGUACGACGACGAGUAUUACAAAGAGUCAGAGCCUAUACCCAAAUUAUACAGUAACGCGACUGCCGCAGCAACUAGGAAUAAUACAAUGGGAAAUAUAACAUUUACUACGAAUAGAAUUUCUCCUAACGGUUCUCUUAUUCAAUUUGAAAGCGAGACUGGUAGCGUCAAUCCCGUAAUGACUCACAGUGCUGACCUCAAUUUGGAAGGAGAUCAGGAGCGUUUGUUUUUUUAUCUUCUAUCUGCGGGCUCUAUCGGUGUUAUUCUGUGCAUUGUAGCUGUAAUAGCGAGAAUUGUUGUGCAGCGACACGAAGGUUUGGGUACUGACACCCAUUCAACAUCGUCUAUUAAAGGAUGCGGCAUGAGCGGGGUAGGGGGAAGCAGUAAUCAUGUUGGCGAGGGUGUUGGAGAAACUACGCUACCGAAAGGUUUCAGCGACGCAAUUUCUGAAAUAGAUGCCGACAUCGAUUUGCAAACAGCACCAAUUUCUUUGCCAAGUGUGUCAAAAAGUGGGAACUACAUUACUUAUACUCCGACUUCGAACCUUUAUGUUCCAUCUAGUGAUAUGGUAUCGCAUUCGGGCGCGCUAGACUCAUUACCGCCUAAUAUCAUUGGAAAUACUUCAUUAUUGUGUGGACCUCGACAGUCGCCUGAUGUGCUUGGCAUUUCGGCUCAAACGUAUGCAUCCGUUAAUAACUCAGCGACAGGGUCACCAGUUAUGGGUGGAAUAUUAGCGCCAACGAUUGUCAUUGGCGCCGCCAAUAACCCGGUAGAUAGUUCUAGUAACAAUGUUAUAAGUGCAGUAGUUCCCAUUACUUCGCUAGCACAAUAUACAACUGCGCCAACAUUUCGAUCUGGUUAUCUUAUAAACACCGAAAACGUGCUGCAACGCCAACUAAAUACCGCAACGCGACCUAUCUCAACAUCUAAUGGGGAAACCUAUCUUAGUCAACAAUAUCAAAAGCAGCAACAGCAACCGCAAUCAAUACAAACACCUGGUAGCAGUGUUGUCAUAACAGCAACGUCUACAUUAAGACGUAUAAAGGCGGCCGCACAUCAACAGCAGACGCAAAUACUCACCGAACAGCCAACGGCACUUUCCUAUGAUGGAAUUGCUCCUCGUACUCUGUCAACGGGUGUGCCGGUCAACUCACAAUUCUAUUACGAAUGACAAAAUUCGCUGGAAAACAAAAGGGAACAACUGCAUAAAUUUAAACUUUCGAAAUCUUCUCCUUCCCCAUCCGCGAAACACAAAAGCAUUCAAAACACAUCGGAGCCACAGCCCGGAGGCGGACAAAAUCAGUAAAUGGCAAAAAUUUCACGUGAAUGUAAAAAUGUGUUGCAUAAGCGCACUUUAGGAAGAGACAAAAAUUUGUUAAAAUUCAAUUAUUCUACCAAAGGCAUUUCUUUUGCUUACAUAGUCUUUGCUGACAACACUGCGAACUGUAUUUAAAAAAGCAGCCCUUAACUAGUUUGUUGCCUUUUCAAAGAAAAGGAGCGCAGCAAAAAAAAGUAUCGAAACGUUAACAUUGCGAAAUGUGUUUUCAAACAACAUUUGAUAUUUUCGGUUUCUAGUUUAGUGCGACAAGCAAUGUAACCCUAAUAGCUGUGUUGAUCUUCGCAGCACUGGGCGACUCCAUCGUCAUGCUGUUAAAAAGCGGUCUCGUUUGACAAGAGAACUUUUUAAAAGUAAGGACCACCUUCCGGUAAUGUACAUAUACAUACAACUUAAAUACAGUUUUUUUUUUUUGUACAUAUUAAUAAGUAAUAAGUUGAACCUAAACAACAAUGUAUCUAUGCACAUGCAGAGACAUACGCCAUACUUUUAGUGCAUUUGUGUACGCUCGAUGUUCUCUGUAGAUUUGCAUUGUGGUUGCUAAACAAUGGAGGCUUACAGAUGUCCGUUUAAAGAGCCCGAUUAAGGAUUCUAUGUAAACAAUGGAUAGCCAAAUUAAUAAACAGUUCACAAAUGAGAACAUAAUCAUGCAUUUAACAUUUAUAGUACGAAUUAUAGAUUAAACUUCUUAAAAGUCCGCCAUAGACACUUAAAUACUAAAUUCUGCAUAUAGUUUGCUGCUUAAUUUCAGGGUGAUUCCAGGCACGCAAAUGAUGUCCAGUUCAUUUUCACGUCCUGUAAAAGCCAAAACUUUAAUAUAUACAUACUCUGUGUGUAUAUAUAUCACACACUUCUUAGGUAAUAGUCACUUCACUCGUAAGGAAUAUGAAAUUUGGGAUUGACAGAAUACAUUUUUUGUUUUGAUAAAGUCAAUAUGUACUCUUUGUUGAGCAUACGAUGUGUGUAUCUUUAAUGUUUCAAAUUUUGCCUUUGUGUACGCAUUCGCUUGUGAUCGCUUAAGGGCCAAUGCUAUCGUCUGAACUCGAAACCGGAACUGCCUUUUUGAAAUUUACUUACGAGCGAUUAACCAAUAGAUUGAAACAAAUUUUUCGCCUAACUUAACACUCAGUGAGCUUGCAGGGCGACAUACACGUGCAUGAUGGCUAUUGACGAGUCCACAUGUUUACUUAGUAACGAACCUCAAACGAAAUGUGGCAAAAUGUCCUGAUGUUAGUUUUUCUAGUUUUUACAUAUAAGGUAACAGCAGGCAUAAAAUUAUAAUUUGUAAUUCAUAGCGGAUCUUGGUGUGAAACUUUCUACAAAUACUAACGGGUACUAAUUAAAAGUAGAUGUGAGUCAUGGAGAACCAUUCCUGUUAUAGAUGAAGGUAUGUGGAUUGCAAAAGGUUAGCACAUGUACUUCAGGGACCCAAACAAAAGGCCCAAUCGAUGAAUAGCGUACACUAUUUUCGUUUGAUAUGGUGGGUAGAAAAAAAAUCGCUUUAAAGUGAAUAUAAUUUUUUUGCUUGUCCUAUAUGAAAUGGUCUAAUAUUGAAAAUUAGUUUUGGCCUUCGGAACAACGGCGAACGCGAACAGAUAUAUGUACUUCAAGGCAAUAUCGCGUGUGUCGCGUUUCGCAUUACGGAUGAAGGCGAGACAGCAUGAUUUGAAUUCUCAUAUCGUCGUGUAGGUGCCGCUUAUUGGUAUUUAAUUUUCAGUUCACUCCCGAAAAUCUUGUAUUUGCAAAUUUUAAAUCUGUUUUCCUUAUGUCGAAAUUUCAUGUGUGACCAAUGGUUGCAUAUUCUGAAGUGAGCUACCAAUCUUUGCACGUUAGUCCUUUAACCGUUUUCAAUUGUGAAAACACUUGGCUUUAUCCACUUUUCGCUGCAUAUUCUUAAACAUUACAAAUUAUAAAUUCAUGGUAAUCUAUUCUUUGGUGAUAUAUGCUAUGAACCCUUCGUUUAAAAAGAACAAACUUUGGAAACAAAUCAUUUAUAUUCAAACACUUCUUCUUCUUCUUAGUUUCUUUCACUUCACUUUCGCACUUACUGUUUAUGAAUAAAUGCAUUCAUUAAGAACUUCGAUCAAUAGUAAUCAAUAAGCACUGGCUUAUCGGGGCGUCAGUAGAUAUACAUCGCCUAAAACACGAAAGCAGCCAAUUAUGCUGGAAAUAGUUGACACUCACUCUUAAGCUAAGUGCAAAUAGAGUAACAAAUAAAAGGGGAAACGUACGUAUUACGAGGAAUGCAUUGAGCAGAGAGAAAAGAAAAAAAGGAAAUUGCGCCUGUUCAUGAAAUUUUGCUGAAUUUAAAAGGAGUAAUCUUAAUGGCCGCUUCUUAAGUAAAUUUACAUAAAUAUUUACGCAAAUAUAAACAAUAGUUAAUUGUAAUUAAUUGUGGAUUCACGUUCCAUGUAAAAGAUUAUACGGACGUCGGAGAAUUUCUCAAGCGUAUAAGAAUGUACAAUUGUGUAGAAGAAUAUGUGCAUGCAUACAUACAUAAUAAUUGAUAAUUAUACUUAUUAUCAGGCCAAUGUUUUCCUAGGUAUGUCUGUUUGUGUGUAUAUAAAUUUAUUAGAAUCUACGCAGCUAUAAACAAUUAUUAUGCAAAUACGUACAGACAAAUAGAUAAAUGCAUUUAAAUUCAAAUUUUAGUUGUGUUUCAUUAAUGAAUUUUCAUUAUUCAUGUUUCAUUAAUGAAUUUUAAACAUUCUAAAGCACAUGCACGUGCAUAGAGAAGUGAACGUGACAAAUUUGUGUGUGCACGUAAAUAUGUCUCUUCUCAAUGAAUUUGUCUAUGUAUUACAACAGAAUUUGAAUCCAAUAAGAAAAAUUGUGUUCAAUUUUUUUUUUUAAUUCUCAUACUUAUCACGUUUAAGAAAUUGUCAAUGCGUAGCGAAGGCAGCCUGGAAAACAACUUGGUUCUAAUUGCUUUUUGUAAUUGAUUUGUGAAAGAUAUUUUACUUCCGACUUUUAAAAGUGGCUAUGAACUGAAACAUUACCAAUAUUUCCCACACUGCAAUAGUAGUUCGUAGCGUUAUGCUUUUUGCUCACCAAUUUCGGUUAACGUUCUCGGUAAAAAAUAUUCCAGAUACAAAGAUUCUAAUCAUUCUCAAUAGCUCAUGCCAAGUCUCUUUUAAAAGAUCUGCAAUCCUCGAAAAAGUCGAUCGAUCGUGUGCAAUGCUACGAGCGAAGUGUGUUAAGAACAAAACAGUGUUGUUUGUGCAAAAAAGCGAAGCGGAACUGACGAUAGCGCUUAGUUCAGUAGGAUCAUUCUGUUUUAUAGAGUUUCUAAAUUCAUGGCAUCGCAGUCAAUCGUAAGCAUACUUUAAAUGCAGUAUUUUGGCAUAAGCAAACUUCUAUAAUUUUUGUUGUAGUUGUUGCACAAAAAAUGUUAUUUGAAGAAGAUUUGAGAAGAUUUAAAAUAUUCUAAAGCGUUUCUUACAUAAAUUUUUUGUUUUAAUUUUAACAAAUUGCUCUCCCAUGCUAAUGAGAACUUUCCUCUUCACCAGCUAAAUAAGAGGAAUGAUGAAUACUUUUAGUUUUCAUUUAAAAGAUUUUUUUUUUUGAAAGCUUAGAGAGAUAGAGAUACAAAACACUUCAAAGUAUGCAGUCUUAAUUAAGUGUUGGUAAAUAACAUCUAGUUGGAAAGAUAGAAUUUAGGUAGCUUGGAUGUGAGUUCGUAAUAUGUGAAAAAAUUUAGUAUAUCUAAAGCAAUAAAGAUUUUUUUGGUUGGAUCUAUUCCCAGUUCGGCACCAACUGUCCGGUAAGGUAUUUCCGCAAAGUCGCUAUAUGAAAUAUUCGUUUUUUCUACUCACUGAUCAAAAGCGGAAUAUAUAUGCUUGAUGUAGAUGGGAUUUUGAAAUACUUAAAACAUAUGUGCGUAUCUGAAUGUCAUGUGAAAUGAAAAUUUUAUUUUAUUUUACAUUCAUGGAGCUCGAAACAUAAGCAAUUUUAAGUCCUUUCAUUACAACUAUGAAACUUCAGAUUUGUUUGUCCAUUAGU